Messenger RNA from Calliphora vicina (urban bluebottle blowfly), 2354 nucleotides. RefSeq lists its product as uncharacterized. Lineage: Eukaryota; Metazoa; Arthropoda; Insecta; Diptera; Calliphoridae. The record is from RefSeq and is a predicted model, not a curated record. Gene Ontology annotation, molecular function: calcium ion binding. The transcript is spliced from 9 exons. The coding region runs from base 116 to 2284 and encodes 722 amino acids.
UAAACUUCAUUUGGAAAAUACAUUUUUGUCAAUUGCGGAAAAUUAUAUUUUAAUACACAUUUCGAUAAUAUCAAAAAUUGUUAUAAAAAAGUUUAGUUCCACAAAAAUAGCAUUUAUGGACGACGAUAAAAGACAAGACAUAAAUUUAAAUGAAAUUUGGAAAGCAUGUCGCAAAAUUCAAGAUGCCAUCUUUCGGUAUGGUUUCAAUAUAUGCGCCGACUUUUGUGAACAUGAUCCAGCUGGCAAAGGUUUAAUAUCGGAAUCUAUUUUUAGUGGUGUAUUGGGAAAAUAUAAAAACAUAAUUGGUUUAUCUGAUUUUGAAUUGCGUGAAGUUACCGACUAUUUUCGCUUACGAGAUGGACGUGUUGUGUAUAGAGAAUUUUGUAAAGUUGUAUGCGCUGAAAAUGAUGAAAAGAAAGUCGAAAAAGAUUUGGCUACGGGCUUAGAAUGCAAUGACCCCUUACAUGUUAACAUAAUAGCACGGCCGGAAGAUCGUCGCCAAUUGUGUUUAAUAUUAAUUAAAAUCGCUCAGGUUUUGAAUUUACCAUUGCUGCCAUAUUUUCAGGACUAUGAAUUGAUCUCUCAAAAUGAGGGCACAGUUACAGUGUCCCACUUUUCUCGUGUGUUACACUUUAUGAAAAUUCCUCUAUCCGAUAAUGAUUUCUUAUUGUUAUUAAAACGCUAUAUGAAGAAUUCUUAUAUGGUCAAUUAUGUGGCAUUUGUAACUCAUAUACAAAAUAUUUUGAACUAUUUAAAGGAAAACAAAUUAACCGAUAAUGCCAUGCAAAUCAUUAAUAAUUUUCCCGGAAAAUUAGUUGAUUUAGAACUACCCAAGCUCCCACCUAUAGAUGGAACCAAAAUGGCUUUAGGAAUUUUCAAGGACAUUUGUAAUCAUUCUAAUGAAAAUAAAAAUAUUUGUGACAUUAUAUUUUGUAUACAGAAGCAAGUGCAUGCAAAACGCAUUCGUAUACAUGAAUUCCUUGAGGGAUUUGACCUGUUACAUACCGGUACCGUGACAAUAAAUCAAUUUGAACGAGCUCUACACAAUAUGGGUGUGGGCAAGUAUUUGACUCAACGGGAAUUUCGUAUAUUGUAUGAACGUUAUUUGGAUCCGGUGGAUACAAAUCGUAUAAAGUGGCGUAGCUUUGAAGAUGAAAUGGAUAGAGUAUUCACUGUUAAAUAUUUGGAAAAGAGUCCUUUGCUAAACGUCGCAUCACCUCCAGCAUAUAUUCAAGAUAUGCCUCGUACAGGUUCUUUGGAUUGGCAACAAGCUACGCCUACAGCACGGGAGUUUUGCGAGGAAGCGCUUCGAAAAAUUCAAAUUCGUAUACGUAAUAGACGUUUAUAUAUGCAUCCAUUCUUUAGGAGUUACGAUAAACUUAAUAGCGGUCAUGUGCGCUGCAAAAUUGCCAAUCAAAUCUUUGUCACAAACGGUAUAUUGUUAUCGAGUGACGAGCUAAAUGCCCUGAUCGAUCGUUAUGGCAAUGAAUUGGGUUUUAAUUACACCAAAUUUCUGGAAGAUGCUGAUCCGGCUGAAUAUUCUAUACCAAAGUUAACAGCAGUUAAUGCUAUACAAGGCGACUGUCUCACAUUCAAAGGUAGUCCUAAAGUCGAUGUGAACAGUGAAGAAGAUAUUAUAAAACUUUUGACCAAUGCUAAACGUCAAGCGGUAACGAAGAGUAUACCAGUCAUUGACUUCCUGCAAGACUACGAUCGCCAUAGGGAAGGAGAAAUACUGGAAGUAGAUUUUCGCCGCGGUAUUGAUAAUGCCAAUAUCAAAUUGUCGUUAGAGGAAAUCGAUACAUUGUGUAAAAUUUUUCGUUCGCCCAAACGUGCUUGUUGUGUCCUAUAUCGUGAUUUUUGUCGUUCUUUAGAUGAAAUCUUUAUACAGCUUGAAACUCAAUCGGGUGACAAUGAGGUCACUGCCGUUCCCCUCAUACAUUUGGCCAAUCUAGACUGUGUGGAGUGCUUCAUGAAUUUUGAGGAACGUACCAUUUGCUCGCAGGCCUUAAUGAAAUUGGCUCGCCAGCCAGAUGAGAUCUCAAAUCUAAGUUCAGUAUUCAAGGAUUUCGAUCGUGAGAAUUGUGGCACCAUACAUAAGAAUCAAUUGAUGCGGGCUUUGACGAUGCGUGAUAUGCACCACAUGAUUAGCAGUCGCGAAUUUGAGGUGAUUUUUAAAUGUUUUGGCGUGCAACGUGGCAUACAUUUGGAGUUUAACUAUCGAGAAUUUUUAAAUAUAUUAAAUGUUCUAUUUCAAACGGGUCAAGUAAAGCGAAAUUAUUAGUUUUAUAAAAAAAUUAUUUUAUAAUUUUCUAUAUGCAAUAAAUUUGCCGGAGCUUUUAAGAAUCUGGUAA